Messenger RNA from Dichotomopilus funicola, 1527 nucleotides. RefSeq lists its product as uncharacterized. Gene Ontology annotation, molecular function: protein binding; protein-lysine N-methyltransferase activity. The transcript has 2 exons. The coding region runs from base 1 to 1527 and encodes 508 amino acids. Gene Ontology annotation, cellular component: nucleus. Gene Ontology annotation, biological process: peptidyl-lysine monomethylation. Lineage: Eukaryota; Fungi; Ascomycota; Sordariomycetes; Sordariales; Chaetomiaceae. The record is from RefSeq and is a predicted model, not a curated record.
AUGGAGAUUGAUAGUGACCCAGCCCCCGCCUUCGCUAACGGGACUCACAACUUCGCAACCUGGUUCCAGGCCCUCACUGGUGCGACGUUCCGGUCCGACUUGGUCUCGAUAGAGGAUUUGAGGCAGCGGCAUGCGGGCCGAGGAAUCAUUGCCACAGCCGACAUUGCAGCGGACACGGUGUUGUUCACCAUUCCACGGCAUGCUAUCAUCUGUUCUGCGACAUCGGCCCUGCGAGACAAGAUUCCCCGCGUAUUUGACCUGGACGGGGCCGAUGGAGACUCUGAUGAUGAGGGGGAGGGUUCAUCCUCAUCGCAGGACUCCUGGACGCUCCUGAUUCUGGUCCUUAUCUACGAGUAUAUCCGAGGCAGCGACUCGCCCUGGAAGCCCUACCUAGACAUAUUGCCGUCAGCCUUCGACACACCCAUGUUUUGGUCUCCGGCGGAGCUGUCCGAGCUCCAGGCGAGCGCACUUGGAGGGAGAGUGGGCAAGGAGGAAGCCGACGAGAUGAUUCGGACCAAGAUCCUCUCUGUGAUCCGCGCCCACGGCCCCGUCUUCUUCCCGAGCGGUUCCCCCCAACUUACAGACACCCAGCUGCUGGAGCUCGCCCACCGUAUGGGCAGCACCAUCAUGGCAUACGCCUUCGACCUUGAGAAUGACGACAGUGAAGAGAAUAGCGGAGACAACGGCGACGGCGAGGACCGGGACGAGUGGGUUGAGGACCGCGAAGGAAGGACCAUGCUGGGCAUGGUGCCUAUGGCCGACAUGCUCAACGCGGACGCCGAGUUCAACACGCACAUCAACCAUGGCGACGACGCACUCACGGCCACUACGCUGCGAGACAUCAAGGCCGGCGAGGAGAUCCUUAACUACUACGGGCCGCUCCCCAACGGCGAGUUGCUCCGUCGUUACGGCUACGUCACGCCCAAGCAUAGCCGUUACGAUGUGGUGGAGGUUUCUUGGGAUCUCAUCGAGGCAAGGCUGAAAGAGCGUAUUGAAAGUGGCAGCGGCAGUGGUGUUAUCACCGCAGAUGACUGGGACAACGUGAAGCAACGAGUCCGGUUGGACGAGGAUUUCGAAGAAAGCUUCGUCUUUGAACGCGUCAACGAAGACCCCGAUGCCACAGGGCGGUUGAGCGGGGACAGUGCCUUUCAUGCCAUACCUGAAGAGUUGAGCAACCAGUUCAAGACCCUUCUCAAGGCCAUUAAGAAGGCCGGAGGAGGUGAAUUGGUGGCUCAGGCACUGGACGACAAAGAUUUGCGCAAGCAGCUGUGCCUGCAGGUCGUCGUCGACGCUCUCCAAGUCCGGGAGCGGCAGUAUCUUACGUCGUUGGAGGAUGACGACCGGCUCAUAGGCACCGACCGGGCGACAGGGCGGCAAGGGAUGGCGGUGUGGGUGAGGAGAGGAGAGAAACAGAUCCUGCGGGAGGCGCAGGCAUGGGCGAGAGGGGAGCUCAACGAGUUGGCACAGAAGAUCUUAGAGGGAUCAUAUGGGGAAGAUGGGCCUGCCGCCAAAAGGCGGCGUAUAUAG